This is a messenger RNA of Exophiala bonariae, 1239 nucleotides long. RefSeq lists its product as uncharacterized. Gene Ontology annotation, cellular component: mitochondrion. Lineage: Eukaryota; Fungi; Ascomycota; Eurotiomycetes; Chaetothyriales; Herpotrichiellaceae. The record is from RefSeq and is a predicted model, not a curated record. The transcript is spliced from 4 exons. Gene Ontology annotation, molecular function: acetyl-CoA C-acetyltransferase activity. The coding region runs from base 1 to 1239 and encodes 412 amino acids. Gene Ontology annotation, biological process: fatty acid beta-oxidation; ergosterol biosynthetic process.
AUGGCUUCCAACGGUACCAACGGCACCCCUCAUCCCAAACCUUCUCUACCGCCUGUCUAUAUCGUUGCAGCUGCAAGAACCCCAGUUGGCAGUUUCCUCGGUUCACUGUCUUCCUUGACCGCGCCCCAACUGGGCGCACAUGCCAUAAAAUCCGCUGUUGAGAGAGUACCCGAGAUCAAACCCCAAGAUGUUGAAGAAGUGUUCUUUGGCAAUGUUCUCUCCGCAAAUGUCGGUCAAAACCCUGCACGGCAAUGCGCCCUUGGUGCCGGCCUGGAGCCCUCAACCGUUUGCACCACCGUCAACAAAGUUUGCGCAUCCGGCUUGAAGUCCAUAAUCCUUGGGGCACAAACCAUCAUGACCGGCAAUGCAGACAUCAUCGUGGCUGGUGGCGCAGAGUCAAUGUCCAACGUUCCUCACUACCUACCCGUUUUGCGAACGGGCGCCAAGUUUGGCAACCAGACGCUUGUCGAUGGCGUCCUAAAAGACGGUCUAACAGAUGCCUACGGCAAGCAAGAGCAUAUGGGACUACAAGGAGAAGAGUGCGCUCAGGAUCAUGGCUUCAACCGCGAGCAGCAGGAUGAGUAUGCCAUUCGAUCAUAUCAAAGAGCACAGGCGGCCGUCAGUGAAGGUCUUUUUGACUUUGAGAUUGCCCCGAUACAAUUACCCGGCGUCCGUGGCAAGCCUGGUGUCACGGUGGAUAAGGAUGACGAGCCCAAGAACCUCAAUAUUGACAAACUAAAGGCCAUCAAGCCAGCUUUCAUUCCCAACGGUGGCACUGUCACAGCUCCCAAUGCAUCGCCACUUAACGAUGGUGCUGCGGCCGUCGUAUUGGUGUCAGAAGCCAAACUAAAAGAGCUCAACAUCAAACCCAUUGCGAAGAUUCUGGGAUGGGGUGAUGCAGCACAUCAACCUAGCAAAUUCACCACCGCCCCAGCAUUGGCGAUUCCCAAGGCUUUGAAACACGCUGGUGUGAACCAAGACGAUGUUGAUGCCUUUGAGAUCAACGAGGCAUUCAGUGUCGUUGCUCUUGCCAACAUGAAGUUGCUAGGUUUGUCUCCUGACAAGGUCAAUCUCCAUGGUGGAGCAGUAGCCAUUGGUCAUCCAUUAGGUGCCAGCGGUGCACGAAUUGUGACCACACUACUGGGUGUAUUGAAGGCCAAAAAGGGAAAGAUUGGAGCUGUUGGAAUUUGCAACGGUGGUGGUGGAGCGAGUGCACUUGUUCUGGAGUCACUGCUAUAA